AUGGCCUCUCGAAAACUCGUAAGCUUGCCCUAUCCGAAAAUUCUGUCCCGAUCUCUCGAACCGCUGUGGUACCGUCCGGAGCAACCAUGCCUUCCUUUCCCAUGUCCGCCACCGUAUGAACCGCACGUGCUAGCUCCACCAUCGUCGCUACCGCCUCCGCUCGUGCUAGCUCCACCUCUGCCACCGGGCUUGCCAUUCUUAUUUCCGGUGCUGCCACCGCCUCCAUCUUCAUCUCAUCAUAUGUCCCCGUGGCUGGUGGUCGCCCUUGUUCUGUUGGGCCUCCUCCUACUUGUAGUAGCCUCGGCUACCGCAAUACGCUAUUGCUUGCGGGCGAAGAGACAGAGGGAGGAGGCAGCAGCAGCCGAAGAAGAAGCGAUGCAACAAUCGACCAAUGUUUCGGGUGAGCUUCGGCGGUCCGAGCUAAGGUCGGCUCCCCCGCCAUAUCCAAGGCAAUCCAUCCGUGCCGGGACUAGGGGAUCCUUAAAGAAUUACAUGCAAAUAGUCUUGGCGCUAGGAGAUUAGAUGCGGUAGAGACCGUGUCCAAUCCAUGAACAUACUUCUCGGUUCUCAGGCAUGUGUAAGCAAUAGGAAAUCAAUUUUACAAUGAGGUAAUAGAAU
Molecule: messenger RNA, 618 nt
Organism: Rhodamnia argentea
Lineage: Eukaryota; Viridiplantae; Streptophyta; Magnoliopsida; Myrtales; Myrtaceae
Product: proline-rich receptor-like protein kinase PERK2
Exons: 2
Coding region: 1-522 (173 amino acids)
Source: RefSeq, a predicted model, not a curated record